Messenger RNA from Pogona vitticeps (central bearded dragon), 4020 nucleotides. Lineage: Eukaryota; Metazoa; Chordata; Lepidosauria; Squamata; Agamidae. The record is from RefSeq and is a predicted model, not a curated record.
UCAAGGGUGGAUACUCUCCAGUGUAUUUCUGCCCUGGGUCAUCGGUCACCCUAGGCUCAAAAUGCAUCCGGCGUUGCACUCAGAAGGUCUCUCGGCUGGUCCCAAGAGAGCCCCCGACUCCCUGGGGAGCUCGCUGACGAGCUCGAGGAUCAGUACGCCCCGGAGACUGAGCAUCCAUCCUUCCGUGACCUGGGGAGGCUCCGACUCUGAAGGAGAACUUUCUGGACCGCAUCCCCCAGGGAUACCACCCACACCCAAGUUCCCUGGUCUUCUGAGCAAGGUGGGUCGCCUCUGCUCAUCCCAUAAGCAACUCAUGAAGAUCGCCGAGUCCCAUGAUGAAGCUCGCUGCAAGCAGGUGGAAGACCAGAUCAACUAUGACCAUCUACGGAAACUGGAGCGCAUGUUCCGUGAAGCGGACAUCGAUGGUGGAGGAGGAUUGGAUAUGGAAGAAUUCCGAAAGGCCAUGAAGAAGAUCAUGGGGAAUAUUUCCGAUGAAGAUAUCGAUGUCAUUUUCAUGAAGGUGGACAUCAACUGCGAUGGUGCUGUGGACUGGGAAGAAUACCUGAACUACAUGCUGCGUGAAUACCGAGGCAAAGACGACAUGCAGAAAAGCAAGUUGCUCCCUGAGUUCCAGCCCAACAUGAAGCGCAUUCCAGUGGCCCAUGCGGAAGAUAUUGUCAAGAUCCAGUUCUACCCAAACCAGAGCCGAGGGGCCCUGGAGAGGAAAGAGAGGUCCAGGAAAGGGGGCGGCUGGUCCCCCCCGGGGCGAUUCCUCACCGUGAGCAGGGAUGGGAUCCUCCAUUACUGGAGUGACUCAUUCAAGAUGCUCCGGACAGUUCAGUUGGACCAAACCAAGCGCCGCCACAGUUUGAAGCUCUGGGUGACGGACAUGCUCUGCUUGCCGAAUAUCAACCUCUUAGCCAUCGCCACGACCGACCAGGAUAUCGAGUUUUUUGAUAUCAAUGGCAACAAAUGCGACCGGAUAUUUACCCUGGUUGACCUGGAGGGAUGUGCCACGGCCAUGGAUUACUGGACAGACGGGCGCAAGGCCGUGUUCUGUGUUGGCGAUGUGAAAGGGAAUGUCCUCGUCUUCACUUCGACCGACGUUGUGAGGAACGGGCUUUUCAACAUUCGCAGCUACAUCGGUGGCUUAGCAAGAGUCCCCGUGCAAAUCCUCAUGAAGGCAAAGACUGAAUCCUACCAGAAUUUCACCGUUUCUGCUUUGCAUGGAGACUGGUGUCAACAGAUCAUGUACAUCCCCCAGCUCAAUCUGGUCGCCUCCUGUACGCCGGCAGAUAAGUCCGCCAUGGCGCUGACCUCGUUUCCGGUCCAUAACGUUGGUAAAACCCAAUCAGCAAUGAUUGUUCUGAAGAAAGGCAUCCUUUGUUUUGACUAUGCUUCUGAGCUGAACAUUCUUGUGACGGGGGGAUUCGAGCCACUGGUCUGCAUCUGGAACCCCUACGUCACAAGCAGCCCCAUCACUCAAAUGAAAGGACACGUGACAGCCGUCACCCAUAUCAUGGUCAACAGGGAAAGGAACACCAUCGUCAGUGUCUCAAAAGACAAAAAUAUCCGUGUCUGGGAUCUGCUUGAUCAUUUCUGCUUGCAAUCGAUCCAUGGCAGGAAUGUCCUGCUAGGCAACUGUCCCAUCUCAGCUGUCUACUACCACCAGCCUGGCAGUUUCUUGAUUUGUGCCACAUAUACGCUUGGCCUGUUCUUUGGGUCGGAGUCUUCCGAGGCAGAAAUCAAAUCCCACGAACAGCCGCUCUGCUGUGCCUUGUACAACAAGAACUUCAAACAGGCGGUCAGCGGCUGUUACAGCGGCAUCGUCAGUGUUUGGGAUGUCAUGACCGGGCAGAAGACGAUGGAGUUCUCCACUUCCCCAGAGCACCCGGUGGAAAUCACUGCCAUGACCUUUGAUCCGCCGGAGAGGCGGCUGAUCACGGCGCUGAAAAACGGGACGAUCAAACUCUGGAACUUCAACAACGGGGCCUGCCUGGCGGAGUUGCCCUUUGAGGACAAGAAUGAGAUCAGUUGCAUUUUUUAUAUGAACUACAAGAUCUUUGUGGCAGGGUGGAGCCGGAGGGUGACGUGGUACCUGGACAUCAAGGAGCACGAAAAAGUGAUCGAAAGCAAGCACUGGAAGUCCUACCACUCGGAUGACAUCCUGUGCAUGGACGGGUACAACAACAAGCUCCUGGUGACGGCCUCGUGCAGCGGGGACACCGUCUUGUGGAACGUCAGCUCCGGGCAGGCCUUCUGCCGCUUCAACGCCUCGGAGAGCCCCCUGACGCUGCUUCCCAAGAGGGAGUUUUCUGUGGAUCCUGCUACCCCAAAGAAGGCAGUUGAUUUCUCGGGCAGUCCUGGAAAGAAGUGCUGGGCAUACUCGAGAACGGUGCUCCCUUCAAAACCUGCCCUCCCAACGAGACCCGUCAGUGCACACAACCCUGCAGUGUCUUCAUUCCAUUACAGGCCCCCUGGAUCUGCUCUGCCUGGAAGUCGGCUUGUGCAUCCUCAGGCCGCCAGCAGCUCUGAAGGAGGCAAGAAGAGUGCCGUCGACUCCCUAAAAGCCCCGGGGGCUGCUGACGGUGGCGCCCCUAAAAAGGAUGGGCCUACGUGGCAGGAAGAGGUCAGCGCCGCCCAAGUGGCUGUGGAGAAGGUUCUUUUCCUGAAUACUCGCGAGCGUGGCCCGAACACGGCCAUUUUGCUCACCAGCUCUUCUGACGGGUUUAUCUACGCUUGGGCGGUCGGGACCAAAGGUGGGAUGAUGGGCAAAUUCCGAGGAGCCCACGGCAUUGCCCGGGACACCGUGGUCUGCUCCAUGUCCACGGACGACAAGGAUCUGGUUCUCUUCACUGGGGACUCCUUGGGCUACAUUAAGGUUUGGGACAUCAUGAAGUACUGCACCAAAGCAAAAGGGAGCAAUUCUGUGACGGACAUGGACGAGGAUGAUCCUCUUGAGGAGAACGGCUUCUGUGAAUUAAUCCCCGACUACUGUAGGGUUCCUGCCAAGCUCCAAGCCCAGGGAGUGACCGAGGAGGUCCACCAAGGCUGGGUCACCACGUUGGUCCCUCCCCCCUGCCUCAGCUCCUGGAGAGGCCACCUGAAGAACGUGGUCAGCAUCAAGUACGUGGAGAGGUUCAGAGUGAUCCUCACGGCCAGCCACGAUUGCACCAUCAAGCUGUGGAUGCUCUCCGGCAAGCACAUCGGGACGUUUGGGCAAUCCUUGUGGAAGCUGGGGAUGCAGCACCUGAUUCCAGCCGAGGUGCCCGAGGACAUCCGCCGGGUGGCCUCCCUGCACACCAUGAUGGUCCUGAACGAAGGCCGCCGGCCCCACUGGGAGAGCACCCGUAACAUCAUCCACUCGCUGAGCCAGCAGAAGCGACAGCAGUCCAUGCUGAUGGACUUCCUGCACGUGAAGCCGGGCCUCGCGCGGAAGGCGGCCAACAAGAUGCGGGAGCUGAUCAGCAAAGAGACCCGGAUGGCCAAGUACACGGAUGAGCAGAUCGAGGCUUCCUUUCAAAAGUGGGAGGAGUCUGGGAAGCAGAAGAGCGACAUCCUGGGGCGUGCCUACAAGCAGAAGGUGCAUCGCCCUUUGCUGAAGCAGCUCCCGGAGGUGAAGGCUUACGUGGCCAACAAGGACCAGCCCCGCAUCUAUCACUGCAUCCAGUACACGGACCUCCACCCGGUGGUUGCCCCUCACAUCCCCGACAUCCUGGCCGAAUCGCAGCAGGCGCAGGCCGCAGGCGAGCACCGGGCCGGCAGGAAAGGCAAGGGGUGGUCAACGAUCGCCGGGACGGUCAUCAAGCCCACCCUGAAGUACUACCUGAUCCGCAAGAAAGCGAGGCAUCUCAAGGAGACUUGACGGCCGGGACGGGAGAGGAGCCGAGACCGGGCCUUUCAAAGAGAGCGGGCGCCAUCCAACCGAAAACGAUUCGGAGCCCGUUGUGUCCUCAUUGUUUCUGUGCUGCGUCUGUCGGCAUUCGAUAAAAGCGAUUUGUCUGUUGGUGCUUGAAAAUA